AAAUAAAAUUAUAAAUUGUUAUUAAAUAAAUAAAAAAAAAAAAACAUUUCUUUCUUAACAAGAAAGGAGUCCUGCGCUUUCACAAAUUCAUCAUAUAUGCACAAGUACCCCCUACCCAAACCCUCACACAUCCCAAAAAUUCACAAUUCUGUCAAUCGGAAUUUACAAUCAACCAAUCUUCUUCAACAACAUGAGUAAUCAAGCAGAAUCAUCCGAUGCUAAGGGGACAAAGCGGGACUUCAGUACGGCGAUUCUGGAGCGGAAGAAGGCUGCUAACAGACUCGUUGUCGAUGAAGCAAUCAACGAUGAUAAUUCUGUUGUUGCCUUACAUCCCGAGACCAUGGAAAAGCUUCAGUUAUUCAGAGGCGACACCAUCUUGAUCAAGGGAAAGAAAAGGAAAGACACAAUCUGUAUAGCUCUUGCUGAUGACACUUGUGAAGAACCAAAGAUCAGGAUGAAUAAGGUAGUCAGAACAAAUCUCAGAGUCAGACUUGGUGAUGUAGUCUCAGUUCAUCAAUGUGCUGAUGUCAAAUAUGGGAAACGUGUUCACAUUCUUCCAAUUGAUGACACAAUCGAAGGCGUAACAGGAAAUCUCUUCGAUGCUUAUCUAAAACCUUACUUCAUGGAGGCAUAUAGACCAGUGAGAAAGGGUGACUUCUUUCUUGUAAGGGGAGGAAUGAGAAGUGUAGAGUUCAAGGUCAUAGAAACAGAUCCACCAGAGUAUUGUGUAGUAGCACCCGAUACUGAAAUCUUCUGUGAAGGUGAACCCGUAAGAAGAGAAGAUGAAGAUCGGUUAGAUGAAAUCGGUUAUGAUGAUGUCGGUGGGGUCCGCAAACAAAUGGCACAAAUCCGUGAGCUAGUUGAGCUUCCAUUGAGACACCCACAGCUUUUUAAGUCAAUAGGGGUCAAACCCCCAAAGGGUAUUUUACUAUACGGCCCCCCCGGAUCCGGGAAAACUUUAAUAGCUCGGGCAGUUGCUAACGAAACCGGGGCUUUCUUUUUCUGCAUCAAUGGGCCCGAAAUCAUGUCGAAAAUGGCGGAGAAAGCGAGACGUGAGAAGACACACGGUGAAGUUGAAAGAAGAAUUGUGUCACAGUUGUUGACUUUAAUGGACGGGUUGAAAUCGCGUGCACAUGUUAUUGUCAUGGGUGCUACCAAUCGUCCUAAUAGCAUUGACCCUGCGUUGAGAAGAUUCGGGAGGUUUGACCGGGAAAUUGACAUUGGUGUCCCUGAUGAGAUUGGGAGACUUGAAGUUCUUCGUAUUCAUACCAAGAACAUGAAAUUAGCUGAAGAUGUUGACUUGGAGAAGAUUUCGAAAGAGACACACGGGUAUGUGGGUGCUGACCUGGCGGCUUUGUGUACUGAAGCUGCACUUCAGUGUAUUAGAGAGAAGAUGGAUGUGAUUGAUUUGGAAGAUGAGUCGAUUGAUGCGGAGAUUUUGAACUCCAUGGCUGUAACGAAUGAGCACUUUGCAACUGCACUUGGGACUAGUAAUCCUUCUGCUCUUCGUGAGACUGUUGUUGAAGUGCCUAAUGUUAGUUGGGAAGAUAUCGGAGGCCUUGAGAAUGUCAAACGUGAGCUCCAAGAGACUGUUCAAUAUCCGGUUGAACACCCGGAGAAAUUUGAAAAAUUUGGAAUGUCACCAUCAAAGGGAGUCCUCUUCUAUGGCCCACCAGGGUGUGGGAAAACACUACUCGCGAAAGCUAUCGCCAACGAAUGCCAAGCAAACUUCAUCAGCAUCAAGGGACCAGAACUACUCACGAUGUGGUUCGGUGAAAGUGAAGCGAAUGUACGCGAGAUCUUCGAUAAAGCGCGUGGGUCCGCCCCUUGUGUUCUUUUCUUCGAUGAACUCGACUCCAUCGCCACCCAGAGAGGAAGUAGUCAAGGAGACGCAGGAGGUGCAGCGGAUCGGGUUUUGAACCAACUGUUGACUGAAAUGGACGGGAUGUCUGCGAAAAAGACGGUUUUCAUAAUCGGUGCGACGAACCGACCAGAUAUAAUCGACCCGGCGCUUUUGAGACCCGGUCGACUCGAUCAGUUAAUUUACAUUCCUCUCCCUGAUGAAGAAUCUCGCUAUUCCAUCUUCAAAUCCGCUUUACGAAAGUCGCCCGUUGCAAAGGACGUUGACCUUCAUGCUCUUGCUAAGUACACCCAAGGCUUCAGUGGCGCUGACAUCACCGAAAUCUGUCAACGCGCGUGCAAGUACGCCAUCCGUGAAAACAUUGAAAAAGAUAUUGAGAGGGAGAAGAAGAGGAGUGAGAAUCCGGAGGCGAUGGAGGAGGAUGUGGAGGAGGAUGAGGUGGCGGAGAUAAAGGCGGCUCAUUUUGAAGAGUCAAUGAAGUUUGCACGAAGGAGUGUGAGUGAUGGGGAUAUUAGGAAGUAUCAGGCGUUUGCGCAGACGUUGCAGCAGUCGAGAGGGUUUGGGUCGGAGUUUAGGUUUGCGGAGGCCAGCGGUGGUGCUGCGGCGGCGGGUGGUGGAGCGGACCCGUUUGGUGCGGCGGCAGGUGGUGCUGAUGAUGAUGAUCUUUAUAAUUAGUUUAGUUUGGUUAAUAAUGUCAUACACGGAUGAUGCUUUCUAAUAUCGUUGUCUAUGGUGUGAAAAUACUUGGUUUCUUGAAUUUAUUUAUGUAUUUAUGUAACUUAAAUCCUACCUUGUUUCUAUGAGCGUGGUUUUAUUAGACGUUUCUUAGGGAAAGCUCACCAACAUAACGUAUUAUAUAUAUUACCAAAAGAUGGAAUGAAUGAAUAUGCACAAACCAUCAUACAUGAG
Molecule: messenger RNA, 2770 nt
Organism: Lactuca saligna
Lineage: Eukaryota; Viridiplantae; Streptophyta; Magnoliopsida; Asterales; Asteraceae
Source: the annotation of a GenBank genome assembly